AUGACCACCUGUGCAACGCCAGCAAACCAAGCAUAUAUGCAAACACACACUGCAGUGGCGGAAGAAGAACAAAGCUACAUCCUGACAACCGGAACCGUCAGACGCAAGACACGUCCGCCACAAAUCGAUACAUCCGACCACCACCACAUCAUGCACAUGUCUCCGAGCCCAAGACUCCGAGUCGCCUUCAAUCGCCCGACGAGCUUCCUACUCGAACCACAAACCCAUUCAUCCCGAGAACAGCAAGAUCAGCAACCGCUCCACCCCGAGCAUGUUCCAAAUAUACUCAAAGCAGAAUCUACAAAGAAUCACUCGACUGAAAUGUCACUUGACCACGAACACGAAUACGAUCACGAACCUGAGACGCCCAGCCCAAAAACAACACAUUUUGACCUCGAGUACACGAAACCAGGUCUUCAUCGCGAAACUAGUGGUUUCGAUGACGAGACUUCGCAAGCGAGACACUUUGCACGUCUAAUAUCGAGAGAUGAGAGCAGUCCGCAACGUCGACGUACACCUCAGAAAGUGGAGAUGCAGCCAGAUCAGCAGCGAGAGGGAGGAGGGAACCAUAGCUCACCGUCUACGUUGACUUUGCCCAAGAGGUAUGGGAGCGAGGAGCUGGAAGAUGAUCGGAGAGGACGGCGGAGAAGGCGGAUUGGGAGUGAGAUCGGGCUUGAUCAUGAGAUGGCCGAUGCUUGA
Cercospora beticola is the source of this 699-nucleotide messenger RNA. RefSeq lists its product as uncharacterized. Lineage: Eukaryota; Fungi; Ascomycota; Dothideomycetes; Mycosphaerellales; Mycosphaerellaceae. The record is from RefSeq and is a predicted model, not a curated record.